GAGAGCCUUGGGCCCAGGCCUGGCCUCAGUGUGGCUGAGGACUCAGAUCCUCCGAGAGCGAGAGCAAGGAGCUGCUAAAGGACCGAGGGUCUGGCCCGCUGAAGGGCUGCCCCCUUCCGCCCCGGCCAUCAUUUCCUUGGAGACUGCGUCCUGUUCCCCUGGCCAGCAUGGUCUUGUUCAUCAAUAACGCCAAUUGCCAGAUAGCAGGCUUCGCUCUGCUCACCAUCGGAUGGAUCCUCUGCACCACUUCCAUGGGCCUUGACGAGUGGCGUGUGUGGUACAUGGAAAAGCCCCUGGUCGCCCCCUCUGGCGUGGCCUGUGUGGGCCUGUGGAAAGUCUGUAUUCAGCACCAUAACAGAAAGUUCAACAGACCCACACAUUGCUACUAUUACUCCCACCGCGACGCCUUCCUCCCGCUGUCCAUUCGUGUCACCCAGAGCCUCAUGCUGGCCGCCUGCAUCAUGGGGCUCAUGGGAAAAGCCUUGAUCAUAUUUGCGCUCAGGAACGUGUACAUGGGGCCUCCUCAUAAGAAUGCCGCCUGCCACCAGUUCAUGGCUUCGGGAAUUCUGAGCAUGGUGGCCAGCGUGUGUACCUCGAUCACUGUGCUCUGGAAUUACUACUCCAUCAUGAAGGAAGAAGGGGUGGCCUUCCCGCCCCUGCUCCAUUUGCCCUUCAAGCCAGACAUUCAGGAUAUUGGCAGUGCCAUCUUCGUGGCAGCUCUGGCUGCCUUCCUCCUGCUGCUGAGCAGCCUGUCUUUCCUCUCCUACAAAUCCCCCUUGGUCAGCCAAGUGCACCCUCAGGGUUCAGACAUAUAAGAACUCUAUUUACUUUGGCCUUCCAAGUCCAACUUUCCCAGAAGCUAGAAAGUAUUACCAGUAUGUUCUAUCAAAUACUUCCAAGAACUCAAGACCAUGGCAAAUGUUGUUUUGGACAGUAGUCAACUGCUUCCUUCUGCCAUCUUAUCUCUCUGAAAUUGACUUCUUUGUGGGCUAGUUGGACUAAGGAACUUUCAAUGACUUGCCCAUCUGCCAGUCGGUCUGGAUUUUAAUUACCAUUGAAUAAAUAAUAUG
This is a messenger RNA of Talpa occidentalis (Iberian mole), 1070 nucleotides long. It is a transcript of the gene CLDN34, whose product is annotated as claudin 34. The record is from RefSeq and is a predicted model, not a curated record. The transcript is spliced from 2 exons. Gene Ontology annotation, molecular function: structural molecule activity. The coding region runs from base 168 to 815 and encodes 215 amino acids. NCBI's taxonomy places the organism in Eukaryota, Metazoa, Chordata, Mammalia, Eulipotyphla, Talpidae. Gene Ontology annotation, biological process: cell adhesion; bicellular tight junction assembly. Gene Ontology annotation, cellular component: plasma membrane; bicellular tight junction.